Phoenix dactylifera (date palm) is the source of this 1055-nucleotide messenger RNA. The record is from RefSeq and is a predicted model, not a curated record. NCBI's taxonomy places the organism in Eukaryota, Viridiplantae, Streptophyta, Magnoliopsida, Arecales, Arecaceae.
CAACCACCAAAACCUCCACCUCGUCGCCGUUGCCAGCCUCCCGUGCACCACCGAGCCGCAUGCUGCCUUAUUGAGGUGGCGGUGGAGGUGGUAGUAGCGUUGGUGGCGGCGGCGGCCGAUGGACGUCGGUGGGACUCCGGCAGGCAAACGGAGGGUUAUGGUCAUCGCCGACCCUGGCCGGGAGUCGGCCAGCGCGCUCGAGUGGGCCCUCUACCAUGCGGUGCUCGAGCACGACGAGAUCAUCCUCCUCCAUGUCGAGCCUCCCAACGCCCGGCGCGGCGCCUUCUCGACGUUUCUCCGCCGACCUUCGUCUGUGGCCCCCAGCUUCCCCGCCGGUUCUGCUGCCGGCUCCGCCGAGGGCGGGGGGGACUACGAAUUCCUUGAUGCGAUGAAGGCGGCGUGCAAGGCGGCGCAACCAAAGGUGAAGGUGCAGAUUGAGAGGGUGGAGAUGGAGGCUAAGGACAAGGCCACGACUAUUCUCAUGCAGACCAAGCUGCUCAGGGUUGAUCUCCUCGUCAUUGGCCAGCGUCGCACCCAGUCAACUUUCUUGGGGUACAAGCUAAGUGGAAGGACUGGAAGCACGUUGAAUAAAGGGAUGGUCGACCUUGCGGAGUUCCUGAUCGAAAACAGCAAGUGUUUGUGCGUUGGAGUUCAAAAGAAGGGUCAAAACGCAGGCUACCUCCUAAACACCAAGACCCAUAAGAACUUCUGGCUUCUUGCUUAGAUGCAGCCCCUCUCUCUUCGAUCUCCCUCCCUCUCCUUUCUUGGUUAAGAACUGAAUGGUCUUUUGAUGUAUGAUUUGGUGGCCCUUGCCAGAGAAAUGUACAUAUAUGUUGAUGGGCAUCUUUAAGUUAAGAUGACGUCAAUAAGCAAAGGGGAAAAAAAGAACAACAACAACAACAAAAAAAAAGAAAACCAUGUAUAGGAAACUUGGAGAUCUUGUGAGGCCAAGGUUUAAAUAUUGUUUGCGUCUGUCCCUAACUUACUUCCUUGUAAAAAUGUUAUAUUGUUCUAUCUUUAUUCCAUCAGUUGGCAUGUAAUCAGCCUAAUAUGUA